Messenger RNA from Lolium rigidum, 1685 nucleotides. Its product is annotated as beta-glucuronosyltransferase GlcAT14A-like. NCBI's taxonomy places the organism in Eukaryota, Viridiplantae, Streptophyta, Magnoliopsida, Poales, Poaceae. The record is from RefSeq and is a predicted model, not a curated record. The coding region runs from base 1 to 1209 and encodes 402 amino acids. The transcript is spliced from 4 exons. Gene Ontology annotation, molecular function: glucuronosyltransferase activity. Gene Ontology annotation, cellular component: membrane.
AUGGGGGCCGCGGACAAGUGGCUGCUCCCGCUAGUCACCGUCGCCUUCAUCUCCCUCACGCUCUUCCUCUCAGCCCUCUCGGGCUACUCCGCCUCCUCCGCGCUCUUCGCGCGGCUGCCGCCGCCCUCCUACGUGCGGCGCGGGGCCGCCGCGCCGCCGUCCUUCGCGUACCUCCUCGCGGGCGGCCGCGGGGACGGGCGCCGGCUCCUGCGGCUCCUCCUCGCCGUCUACCACCCGCGGAACCAGUACCUGCUGCACCUCUCCGCGGACGCGCCCGACCCCGAGCGGGCCGAGCUCGCCGCCGCCGUGGCCCGCGCGCUGCCCGCGGCCACCGCGUUCGGGAACGUCGACGUCGUCGGGCGCCCCGCCGCGGGCACCCCCAUGGGGUCGUCCGGGCUCGCGGCGACCCUUCGUGCCGCGGCCGCGCUGCUCCGGUUGGACGCCGAGUGGGACUGGUUCGUCACGCUCCACGCCGCUGAUUACCCGCUCGUCACCCAGGACGACCUGAUUCAUGUCUUCUCCUCUGUGCCAAGGCACCUCAACUUCAUUGAUCACACUAGUGACAUUGGAUGGAAAGAGGGUCAGAGAGUGCAACCAGUCAUAGUAGAUGCCGGGAUAUACCUGGCUGGAAGGAAUCAGUUCUUCCAAGCCACACAGAAACGGGACACUCCUGAUGGUUUCAAAUUCUUCACAGGUUCACCUUGGGUCAUUCUAAACCGGCGCUUUAUAGAGUACUGCAUUUUUGGAUGGGAGAAUCUCCCUCGAACUCUUCUCAUGUACUUCACAAACGUGAUGCUGCCUCUGGAAGGGUACUUCCACUCAGUCGCAUGCAACUCAGACUUCCGCAAUUCGACGGUGAACAAUGACUUGCGGUACAUGGUGUGGGAUGAUCCACCUCAGAUGGAACCGCGUUUCCUAGACAGUACACAUUAUGAUGAGAUAGUGAACAGCGGGGUGCCCUUUGCUCGGAAGUUUCAGGAGAAAGAGCAUCUGUUGGACAAGAUUGACGAGAAAAUACUGCAGCGCUGGCGUCAGAGGCCUGUUCCUGGUGCGUGGUGCACAGGCAGAAAUAGGUGGUUCUCCGAUCCGUGCUCCCAGUGGAGCAAUGUGAACAUCGUAAGGCCAGGCCCCCAAGCUGAGAAGUUCCGCAGAUACAUGGAUCGGAUCUUAGAAGAAUCAAAGUCAAGCAACAGCUCAUGCGCUCAAUAGCAUCACUGAACCGCGAGGCUGCACGUUCCCGCAGCUGAGCUCUUCUCAUUUUUCACAGAAUGGCUGCUCCCCGUUCCCCCCUUCCAAACUCGAGCAUAUCUGCCCCUGCCAACGAAGCAUUUUCGCUGCUGGGGCUACGGGCACAGGGCCAAGGUGAAGAGGACGGGCCUAUUCUUUCCAGAAUUUUGUUGGUGACUGUCAUGUGGCCUCAAGGGAUCACUGGCUGCAUCAUUUGCAUUGUUGGAAGCCAGGGAGCUUUGGGUGGGGGGAUACCUGAGCUAGUAGGCAGUGUAAUUAGUAGCGAUCAGUUGGAUGACCUGUGCGAAUGUUUAUAGAACCUGGUGGAAUUUUCUUGGUGCCUCGAUACAGAAUUGAGUGAGAACAGAAAGGGGAAAUUGAAGGGUGGGGAAUUUUUGUUAGCCUUGUGGAUUGGAUUGUUGCUGUUGUGGUUAAUACAACGCUUACAGAUUCUUUUA